AGUUCCUGCAGUGAUCAUCAUCCCCCUGCCCGGCCGCGGUGCUCUCCCGGAGCCUCCCCGCCGGCGUCGCUCACCUCGGCGCUGGCACCGCUGCUCCUCCCGUUGAGGUUUCCCCUGGCUCCUCUGCUCGCAGGGCCCUUCCCUCCGCGGGCUGUGCCCGGCAGGCAGCGGCGCUGGGGCCGCUCUCGCAAGUCUCUCUGGGGCUGAUGUCAUACUUUCAGUAUCAGAAGAAUUGUGCAGCAGUAAAUGCAGGCUGUGCCAUUCCCCUCCUUUCUUUGGUAACUGAAGAGAACAGGAACCCCCCUCUGAAACUGGCUGAAGGCUCUCUCACCUCUCUAAAAGACAUUCCCCCCAGGGUGGUCAAAUGAGUGAUCUCGUGGAAGAAAACUGCAAGAAAAGCUAUUCUUCCCAGGAAACAUCUGCAGAAAAUAAUGUGUCUCCUGCUGAGGACUGCUCAAUAAGACGCAAAAAUGUGCAAAAACUCGAGAAACAACUAAAAUGCUUAGCCUUUCAAAAUCCAGGACCUCAGGUAGCGGACUUCAAUCCUGAAACUAGACAGCAGAAAAAGAAAGCAUGCAUGUCACAGAUGAAACAAAAUUUUUUUUAUGAGUCCAAAUUUACAAAGAAGUAUGACAAACAUGGCAGGCUGCUUUGCAAUGACAUAGAUUUUUGUGAUUGCCUGGAAAUGGACUGCCUGGGUUGCUUCUAUCCUUGUCCCAAAUGCAACUCGAACAAAUGUGGGCCAGAAUGUCGCUGCAAUAGGAAAUGGGUUUAUGAUACGAUUGAGACUGAAGCUGGGGAUGUGAUCAGUGAGCUCCCAUUUUUUGUCCCUGACUGAUUAUGUUCUGUUAGGUUUUGUGCCUGAAUAUUGUUCUUUUAAAUUCA
Molecule: messenger RNA, 885 nt
Organism: Camarhynchus parvulus
Lineage: Eukaryota; Metazoa; Chordata; Aves; Passeriformes; Thraupidae
Gene: ARL14EPL
Product: ADP ribosylation factor like GTPase 14 effector protein like
Exons: 6
Coding region: 365-838 (157 amino acids)
Source: RefSeq, a predicted model, not a curated record